This is a messenger RNA of Penicilliopsis zonata CBS 506.65, 925 nucleotides long. RefSeq lists its product as hypothetical. The record is from RefSeq and is a predicted model, not a curated record. The coding region runs from base 206 to 925 and encodes 239 amino acids. Lineage: Eukaryota; Fungi; Ascomycota; Eurotiomycetes; Eurotiales; Aspergillaceae. The transcript has 2 exons.
UUCAAUGCCAUUAUGUUACCUUUUAAUGCUGAAAAUGAACCAAUAAAUCAGUAAGUCAACGAGUUUUUCUGUCGAUAUUGAGGCAAUAUUGGACGCUGAAUGAUAUCAGCCAAGGCGGGGAAAGCUUGGAUAGCUUCAAAACGUCCGUCCCUACGUAGUGGCUGCCUCAUAGUUAUACCCCCCCCGGCGUUUCCCACCACUCCCUAUGACCGACGAACCCAACUACCAAGUCUUUCGAGAAUGUCUCUCCAGUGCCAUUGUCUCUCACUCAGAGGAGAAACCCUCAAAAGCAAACAAACGCAGAGGAGCCAAACGGUCCCAAGCCGACUCCAGUCUCAGGACUGACCCGGAGGACCUGGCAGAAUUCAUCGAUUUUAUCGCCGCGGAAGUCUUCUCCUCCCUCCCCCCACCGUUGCAAUCGCUUACCUACGACCCCUCUGCGCCGACGCCGUACCAUCAACCCCCUCCCCUCCCACAACCACUCCUCGACACCCUCACGGCGAAUAUCCCCCUCGAAGCCAUCGACUCCCUCCUCGUCUACGGACUGACGGACGAUCCGUCCCGCUUCCUCGCCCCAGUGUUAAACGAGUACGCUGCAGCCGUGGCCGCCGCGCCCCCCGUCUGGGCCAGCACCCGCGCCCACACGACUGCCUGCGAGAUCUGCGACCGCGACUGGAUCCCCCUGACGUACCACCAUCUGAUCCCCAAACAGGUGCAUGCCAAGGUCCUCAAGAAGGGGUGGCAUGAACCGCACAUGCUCGGCAGUGUGGCCUGGUUGUGUCGGGCUUGCCACAGCUUCGUCCACCGGAUGGCAUCCAACGAGGUCUUAGCCAGGGAGUACUAUACCGUCGAGAGAAUACUUGAGCGUGACGAGGUGCAGCAGUGGGCGAAGUGGGUGGGGAGAGUACGAUGGAAGGCGAAAUGA